CCGUCCCGGUGUACAACCACACCGAGCCCAUCCUCGUCUCCUCUUUGACGCAGCAGCGGAUCCGAAUCCUGUUCUACGACGAGAACCAGUUUAGCUCGUCCGAUUUCUUGGGCAUGCUCGAUCUGCCGAUUACGUCGGCGAUAUCUUGGGGCGAGGCGGAGCAGAGGCUACCGCUGAUGGACGAGUCUGGCCAGCAGCGCGCCACGGGCCACGUGUGGCUGUCGGCCGAGUGGAGGCCGUUGUCAAUGGACCUGAACCGCGCGGCACUGGACAAGGCGUGCUUCGUCUUCGCCGGCCUGUACGGCGCCUCCGGCGUGCCCGUCCUGGGGCAGGGCGCCGAGCACUGGGUGGGCGCCGUCUGCUCGCGGUCGCUGCCGCUGUCGCCGCACCCAGCCGCGCAGGAAACCCAGCAUCUGCCAGACACUGGCGCUGACCAGGAGGAGAUGGACAGCCAGGUCCGCACAACGAAGAAGAAGCUCGCCUGCCUCGAGAGCCACGACAUGCGGAGGGAGGAGAUCGCGUGGGUGCUGGGAGUGGACCCCGACGUCCUGGAGAGGAUGCACGACCGGGACCUCGGGCUGGCCUCGAGCGGCACACAGGACUUCAGCUACGGCCACGCCUUCCAGUUCCUGGUCUCGAACUACAAGGAGGCCGUCGUGACGUUCACGCUGCUGGCGAGAGAAGCGGGUGCGCAGGAGCCCGUGGCGCUCGGCGCGCACCCCUUCCCGGUUGCCGAGCUCCUCGGAGCCGAGCGGCGCGUGCUCCGGAAGAAGCUGCGGACGGCGGCAGG
Messenger RNA from Prorocentrum cordatum, 790 nucleotides. The record is from the annotation of a GenBank genome assembly. NCBI's taxonomy places the organism in Eukaryota, Dinophyceae, Prorocentrales, Prorocentraceae.